GUAUGAUGCUAUCGUGAAGGUACUUUCAUCUAUGAUGUUGAGCACUGCCUAGAGGCAGUUGCCCUCCCAACUCUUAGUACGAACUAUGUAGCUUGUACUAGCUGCUGCGAAUUGAGUGGUCGCAGAUCCACAAGAAACCGCGUUUUGCCGAUUCAAAAUGGUCGAUUCUUCAGUCUUCGUUCUGUUCGAGCUCAACGUGCGUUGCUAUACUGUUCUUACUCCGUUGCCACGUUUGCAGCGGCUACACAGUGACGCGAGCGAACCUGCGAGAGGGAGAUGAAUAAAGCCACCCAUCAGGUCGACAUCGGCAUCCCCGAGGUGUAGGUGGUUAAGUUUGAUGAGCAAGGAGGCUUUGAGAGUUGCUGAGGAGCUGGUCGUGUGGCCGUGUGGGAGAUGAUGCCGGACUUCAGCUGAGAAGUGUGCACUUUGUGUUGACCACCCACCCGUAAUGCCAUCAACUUCAAAUUAGCCGUGGUCUUCUUUGGCGGUUGCGGUUCAGGUUUUUCUUGAAGCAGGUGAAUAAAUCUUUUUAGCACACUGCACAAACGAACGGAUUCUCAUUGUGAUAUGGCCAGCACGACCGCACGUGCUCAAACUCAACAAGCGCCGCACCGACCCACGAGAAGAUGAGCAGGACCGGCAUGAUGAGACCGCAGCAGAACCACAACCCCGGUGCCGUCGAGCAGCCGACCACUAGCGCACUCGACGUGGUCGCGGUCACCCCCCGCGUGGUGAUUUUCCGCAGCCCCUGGCUGCUCGCAACGCACCGGGAGUGCCACCGAAACAACGUGGACCAACUGAGUCUUUUUUUCGAAGCCUUUGCACAGAAGCACGCCGAAGAGGAUGUGCGGAAAGGAGUUGUAGGGAGAACAUCGAGCUCUUGUUGCGGGUCCUCGUCAUCCUCGUCCUCUUCAAGCAGUGCUGGUUCGAUUUCGAGAACUCGUACUCGAGAUGCUGACCAUAAUUCGCCCGCCGACUCCGUUGCUCCUGUAAAAGGAUCCUACCAAAUUUUCGAUUUGAACGGAAACGAAAAUUUGCGAGAUUUCUUGCAGUCCAAAUUCAACUCACGACUAGUCAGCUUCACCUCGCCGGUUGGAGCUGCGACUAGCUCGUCUUAUGCGACGGGACAGCCCUCUGGCACAACAAGCAGUGCGGCUGGAGGUGCAGGAGAAGCGGGCAGUCGCAACUCCGCCACACAGCUGCAUGACCGAAUAGACCUGCAGCAAGAGCAGCUGUCUAUAGCAAGCAGAGCCACUGGCUCCAGCACCACAAGAUCUACAGCGAACGGUCCAGGACCGCCGGCGUUGGAGCUUGUGCUCGAGUUCGCGCUGGCCCUGAAGUGGUGGCUGUCGGUGGACAGGAAAAACGUCGCGUUUGUGCACUUCAAAGACAGCUCCUACUACAACCUCCUCUACCUGCUGGCCAUCUCGUUUGCCGCUUCAACAGCAACAGGCAGAAGUGAGGGUGGUUCGUUGAUGUUACAACCGGAAGGACUGGCUGAGACAAGCAAAGAGAAAGAUAGCGAUAGUGGAUCGGUGGACGGAAAGUUGAAAAAUGCUGUCGAGUUGUGUGGGAGCAGGUCCUCCUCGUCUUCUGAUGCUGUAUCAGCCUCCACGAGCACGGUCAUCUCCGCCCGGGACAACUCGUGCCCGCCACCGCCGUUUCGAAGCCCAGAGGUGCUGCAGGGAAUCGGUUUGGUGUCCACACCCAACUUCACCCGAUCGAACUCUGGGAAUAAGCUUGCGGAAUCUACUUCUCGCGCCUCAGCGAACUACGACGGGCGUGGUGUGGCUGGUGACGUACAGGCGAGAAGGGCGUCGAGAAUGGCGACUGCGGAGGAAAGUGCGCAUACGCUCUUUCAAGGCGAGGUCGGAAGUGCUUGCGAUUCUACUGGUAACAACUUCUGCAAAAAGUUGGUAGUGCCAUUAGCCGGACCGUUCGCAUCAUCAAGAGGGGCACAAGCGUCGAACAGUCAGCAUCGCGGAGAAGUAGAGAGUGGGAACCUGUGCGCCAGCGCAACAUCAAGUAGGGCGGCAGAUGAAGGUGUUGUGCACUUGAUGCUGGUUGACAUAGCCGCACCUGCUGAAAGGGCAUGUUCUUUGGCUGCACCUUUGCGCAAGUACAAUCACAGCAGUGGUGCUGGCAGUGAUCGUGCCAAAGUCGCUUUCGGACAAGAACCGCAGUUCCGCUCAUGGAAAGAGAUUUUGGACACCUUGCUGACGACAGCACCAGGGAAGCAGCAGGGAACAACUAACGACGAGAAAAUUCCAACUUCGAACACAUCUGGCAUCUCCGCAGUCGCUCCCUUACGAAAUUCGUCUUCCGCGAACGUGAUCUCUCCGUCGAAAACAGGACCAACGGGAUCGAGCGUUUCCUCGGUCGUAAAGAUGCUUCUCUUUUCCUCAUCGAGCAGCUCAACGAGCGGUGGUACUACAUCAGGCCCUGGAUCUUCUUCUUCAUCUAGCAGCAGCUCCAUGAUGAUGCCCGCGUCCUGUGUGCGUUACCUGACCUACGUCCAGGAACUGCUUCGCACCUGGCCUAGGGAGAUGGGUCGGAUUUGCGAUUUACGACCCGUGCGGGAUGAAACUGCUGAUGCAGCAAGAAAAGCAGCUGCUGACCAAGAACUUGCACUAGAUGCAAGAAAGCAACCAAGUCUAAUCGCUUCGUCCAGCUCGGAAGAAAAUCUCCGCGUUGCCGCGGUCGAAGACCCCGGGGGUUCUGAUUUGUCCACCUGCGAGCCGUCUUCGGGCAUGGUUUCUUCCGGUGGGUCAACAUUUUCCGACACUACUGCUAGCAGGAAGAUGAAAGCGAGUGAGGCUUCCAAUGGUGUCCGUAAUGGCUCGAUUGACGGUGUUGAUGUCGGCGGAAAACCUGCUUCACUCGCAGACGCAGAAACGCAAAAGCCGAAGAUUCGAACGCGGAAGUACCGGCUCCGGCGCAUCAAGGUCAGCCAUCCACCUGCGCCACCGCUGCCCCCACACCAGCACAACUUCGCACCACCAUCCGCCGGACCGGUCUACCACGAUACCGCAAACAGUCGCCCUCCACUGGCACUGGGAACUCACCACAGGAUGAAGUUAACUUUCAAAAUUUUCCAUUUCAACCACGAGUUCCCGACUGAGACCGCUUCCGACCUGAUUGCGACUGAACAGCAUCACCUGCAACAAACCGCGACGUCCCCGGAGUUGAGCACAUCGAGCACUAGCGAGGAGAGUAACACUAACAGCAAGCCGCACCCCUCGAACAGCAGCAACGCGCCAUCGAUCGCCUCCACGCACAGCCGGUGGAGCGAGCUCGAGCGGCAGCCGAUGUGGCAGCCGAGUGCGCGGCAGAAAGGGCCGAUACGCGCGACCUGUGCGAGCUUGAGUCGGUCCCCGAACUUGGUAAGGGCGGUGGGGGGCGGCGGGGUGAGUGGUAAUGGUCUAGCAACAGCAGAACAGCAAGACGACACGCUGUCCGCAUCGGAGUUGCGCCGGUUGGCGGGCGCGGGCGGGAGCUGCACGCCGAAAACAUCAGGGAGCUGCUACGACAGUGCUUCUGCGCUUGCCAGCCCAGCACUGUACAACCCAUAUAGUACAACGAGUACGACAUCCCGCACGCACAGUCUCCCCGGGCCGCAUAGCAUGGCAGGGUCAACGCUUGCCCCUCCGCCACCUUGUGCUUCCGCGGCAGCAAGCCAAAGGUACCGGAGCACCUCCCGGCCGCCGCAGCUGCCACCGCAAAUUGGAUCAUCGCAGAUGAUGUUGAGUCAGCAAGACGGGCUGUCUGCCUCGGAACUGCGCAGAUUACACAGUGAGGCAGCGAAGACCCCGAAGAGCUACGCUGGCGGUGGAGGUGGAGGGGGCUUUCUUACCAGCGCCAGUCUCGGGCUGAACCUGCAAUUGGGCGGAGCUGCUACGGUCAGAACGGCAUCCGGGUCGUCAACUUCUCGAACACCAGUGAAGCAAACGGGGACCGGCGCUAGUGGAACCUCUAGUACUACCAGCACGCUGUCGUUUCUGCAGUCCGCGGUUGCGCACUGUAUCCAGAAGACGCCCAUCAUCAAUUGCGGGCAAAAUAGCAAGGCAAACCAAUACGGUGGCUCCGCAAAUCUCCGCUCUCCCUCUGCACACUCCGCGAUGCUGGAGGAGCAGCACAUUUCCUACACGCAGGCCCGGGACCGCUUCGAACAGAUGGCGCAACACAACAAAUCGCCGUUCCUGUCGAAAAACCAGGUGUCCAUUGUGGAGUACCAAAACCAAUUCAAUUGGAAAACCGGGGGGAAAUUCAAAGAAGUGAUGACCUUGUUUGACGACGAAAAUGAUGCACGCGUUGAUCAUCAACACGGACAUUUGUUGAGCUACGGCAGCUCCUCCUGCAGCACAACCAGGAACAACGAUAGCAGUACAACUGUUUAUUGCAAAGCCGUGAGUUACGAGGACUACACCGAGUUUCACUUUGCGGAGGAAGUUUUAUUGGAAGGCAACGUAUGCAUCACCUGUUACCAACACGUCGACCACACAAGUAGCAACCUGCUUCCGCUCUGGCACUACUUCUUCCACACAAACUUCCUUCCGGAUCUGGUUGCGAGUUGCGCUCUUGCGGACACCUCAGGGAGGAGCAGCAACGACGAUGCUAGUGUCACAAACAUGCUCAAUCUGGCGCUCAGGAGAGAAGAUGUCGACCACGUGCUUGCGGACAAAAACCACGCCAACAAUCUUCACGCUGUCUGCAGCUUCCAAGCGUUGGACCCGGAAGAUGAGGUCGAUCCAAAGUGGCUAGCGUCAGCCUCAACGCAACAACAUCACUUGCAACUCAGAGAUGUGGUGUCAUCAAGUGAACAGCAGCAGUCUGCAAUAGCCGGCCGAAGCAACAGCAAGACGUUCACCUCGAUUGAAAACGGGGUGCUCCAGAUGAAAACGACAGUCGGCGUGAUCCAGAAUGGCAUUGCGAGGGUGGAAGUCGUUCCUGUGUCCGCGUCCUCGACUUCUUCUACGUCAAACGGAAUAAAGAGAAGCACUAGCAGAUCUUCGUCCGCGAAAAACAGCCCUGCGACGGAAACGGCAUUGCCCUCGCCGGUCUCCUCGUCGCCCGCACGGGUGCACAAGGGUUCGUCGAUGAAUACGAGGAGGGAAAACACUAUCCAUCAUCUCCUCUUCCCGACAAUACCAAAUCUGGAAAAAACCCAUCUUCUUUUCCGUAAACGACACCACUGUGCACCGAGCAUGAAGGAACUCCGGCUGCUGCUUGCGGACAGGGAGUUGUUUGCCGGUUCGAAGGUGCAACAAGUGCAAAAUUUGGAGGCGAAGGAAAAAGCGGAAAUUUUGAAGCUGGCGUUGCAGAUGUGCAGCAACGAUCUGGAAAAGGCACUGGAGGUUUUGGAAACCGUUUUUUCUCUGAACACAAACCCCUUUGUCAAGAAGCUGGCCGCAAAACGGGAAGUCGCAGCGCAACGUGCAGCGGCCAGGAAGCUGUUGCGAGAGAAGUUGUCUUCUAGUGGUGGGGCAAAAGUAGAAGCAGAGACCACAACGUCGCCAGGGAGGAGAUGCGGGGCUAUGCAUAGUCCACACGACAGAACUCAUUCUGGUGAAAUAACAGGGAGCAGUACAGCUAGAAUCGAGGCCGGAAAAACCACCAGUUUGCAUAGGACGCGAUCCGCGGCGCCUGUGCCGUCCAGGCUGUCAGAGUCUGAAUCAACUAGUCUGGGUGCUCGGCCCUCGCGUUUAGCGGUGACGCCAAAUUUGGAAAAGCGAGACGCCGCAGGUGUGCUGCCAGGGUGUGAAAUACGCGAGCAGGAACGGCAGGCCGACAAGAAUGACCAGUCCGCCUCCGUUUCGACGAGCAGCACGGUGGAACAAGCGAAAGCCAAGUUCUUACCCGGCUCUCGCAUCCUCGGCGACCGGCCCCCAAGACCACCGCCAGUGGCAUCGAAAAGUGUUCUUGGAGCAGCAAGCACCGUCACGCAGGCGGUCGAGCGGGAGCUGUCUCCUCCGGAACGAGCGACGUUGAGCGGCCCUGCGUCCGCCGUAGUUGCUGUUACGGGAGGUGUUGCUCGUGAUCAUGCUGGGCGGGACGACCUCCCCUUUUCAGAAAUCACCGCAACUUCACAAACACAAGUGAUUGUCGGAACUUCACCUUCCUCGUCCUCGAGAGUCGUGCCGCCAGAACUAGUGCCACCGGAGGAGGUACGACACGCUGAUUGUUAAGAUGAUGCACAGGCAUCAAUAUCAAAAUGCUGUUGGCUAUCGCCUGCACCUUUUGCUUUUGCAUGCACGGUCCCAUUGUGCAUUGUGAUUGUGAUCCGCUUUCUUGAGUCCUCCGACAUUCUCCUUUUAUUCCUUGGACUCGUAAACAAAAAAAAACCUCAAAACGUCAAGGUCUUAUCCUCUUCAUCACGCCGCACCCUGGAGCAGCAGCCGCGACCCCAGGGUGCCCUUGGAGGAAGGAGUGCGACAGAGGCUGAUCUUCUGACGCCGGCACUUUCCUCAAGGCAAGGGUCACCGGUCCACGUCAAGGAGCCUCCAGAUAAAGGCGCUUCCGAUCCUGUUGUUUCCGGUGCGGGUACACAGCCGCUGCAACCGGAGCGCUCUCCUCCUCAGACGACGACUGGAACGUCGUCGAGCACGAUGAAGUCGAAGCUUCUUGUCCACUCCUCCCCAAAACUUGACGCGCUGCGGAACCAGUUGUACGUGCCGCGCCCGCCGCCGCCACGACAGAAGAGCGCUGAUGCAGGAACUUCCGGCUUGCAAUUUCUCCCCGGUAGCCCGCCACGCUCUCCCGGGUUGUCGACCCGGCCUGCUGGCACUGUUCGUGCUGGCGUGUUGCCUGCGAAAACCGAUGGCGUGUUGCAAGGACAACAUGGACAAGUUUCGCGGCUUCGCGAUGUUGUUGGACAUCAGACGCAAACGCCACAGCUGCAUCCGACAGGCGGCGCAAACAGCGAAAGAACUCCCACGGUGUCGGCGUCCUCUGCACGUUCGAUGUACCAGCGGAAGAGCCUUCCAGCCGCGCCAUUGCCACCACCGCACGCGCUGCUAUCGCCGGCGAAAAGUGUUAGUGGUCAACAUCAAUUUGCUGGUGGAACCUACGCGAAGGAGCACGAAUCCUGGUGUUUGACCUCGGAAAAGAUUGGCGGAGCCUACCAGUCCUCCAGACCGCCGGAGAGAGUGGCAACCAGCGAUGACCAUGAGGCAAGAACAUCUGCCGCUGGUGGAACUCAUCGUGUGGAGGAAAACGUCGGACAAGCCAGCGGACAAGGGUCCUUCGAGGGUCGGAGGGUGGACUCUUCACGCAUUCAGGACUCACUGGAGCUUCCAGGAACUCGGCUACAGGCGCCACUUGGGAGGCACCAGACGGACCACAGAGAGAAAUUGCACGCCAGCUCUUGUACUACUGAAACGAGCGCAGGACUUACUGCUGUUGUUCAUCGUGAUCAUCCUGUGGCACCAGAGCAAGUGCUUGCAUCUGGGUCCGCUUCAUCUUCACGUGUUCUUGGGGCCGCUGCUGGUGAAGAACCAGAGCAGCUCGUCUUAGUACCUGCCACGGUGCAUGUCCAAUCUUCGCAUCCGCCACAGCAGUCGCCAACUUCAUCUGCCAGCACGCAGCCGGGUGCUCCUUCGAUGACGAAGCGACCUCCGCUGCCGCCGAGCGGAUCGCCGGUUUCGAACCAAGGAGCUGGUCGUCAACCUCCUCAACCCGAUCAGCGCGUCGUCCUUCUCCCAGCCAACGGGCAGCAGCAGCCACCACUGGCAAUGCAAGACGACAGGGGGGAACCGGUUUCAGCUUCAGGAGUUGCCUUGGUCAAUAGCAGCACCGGCACUUGUUUUCCCAAUAGCAAGCCCCCGGUGGAGCAGCUGCACCAGCACACUCAGCCGCACGUCAGCAUCACAUCUUCCUCGACGCGCACGACCUCCUGCUCUAUCGCGUCCGUCUCAUCCAUUCUCGACAGUCUGGACCCGAACGCAGUCGACGACGACCCGCUGCUGGCACUGGUGCAAACUAGUGGAAGUCAAAGUCGCAAGUCGUCUUUGCAGGACCACGUCGAUCUGCCGCCGGACCGAAACGUCUUACGAAACCAGGAUGAAACUGCGCGCCAGCCUGUACCUGUAGAUAGCGAUGGUGGAACGAGCGGUGCAGUCGUGGCAAGCGGACCUCCAGCUUUCACGGCCAGCACGAGUGCGGCCUUCGACGCGCUGUCGCAGCCUCUGGUGCUGAAGUCCAGAAGUCCGUCUGGUUCUCCGGGAGCAACGCCACUGCAGCAAGACGGACACCUGAACCAACAGCACUUGAAGAAAGCUGGGACUAACUCGCCUUCAUCGGUUCUUCCCUUUUCACAAUCGCGAUUGUCGUCACCUGCCGCCGCGGUCAAUCCGUCCAUAACGUCGCCACCGAGCACGUCACCCACUUCAUGCACGGGCGGGCAGACAGUCAGUGUGCCAGAAGGUUUCAAGAUCGCACUGGUCCCGGUUGCGCAAGCGACGGCGAGUAAGGAGCCCUCUCUCGUCGGCGAUGCAGGUAAAGGCGAUCUUGCGGCGAGCGCAAAAGCUGCAAUGGCGGAAGAUGACGAGCAUGUUGGCGGCUCCGCAAAAGGAAAAUCGGGACAGGAAAAGGGUCUUGGUGGAAAAGAGAAUCUGCAGCUAGGUGGAAAGAAGGGCAAGCCGCCGAGCGCACCGCCUGCGAAAGGAGGUACUUCCAAAGAAACCUCCUCGAAAGGGGCUUCUUCCAAGCCCGCCCCACCCGCGAAGGGCAAGCCAGAGCCCCCAGGCAAGGGAGCAAAGCCGGCGCCACCGGCGAAGGGCGGGAAAAAGGGGGCUCCGGCGUGUCCACCAACCGGGGCGGGGGGAGCGAAGGGCGCGAGCAAAGGCGCGGGGAAGAAAGGGAAUAACUCGACUGCAGCAGGGAAGAACUCUGCGACAGCGGCGAAGAAGCGGCCUGGGUUUCUUCCCCUCGGAAAACAGCUCUUCUGGACCGACACUUCGCACGAGGCCACGGGAAAGCACACAAUCUGGGAGGCGCGGAUCUCCGCGGAUUUGAAGGCGCAGCUUUUCGACGACGUCGAGGAGUCUGACUCGGACGCAAGCAGCAACACGACUGAGGACGACGAAGACAGAAAUGAAGGCACUGCAAUGUUGCUGGAUAAGACGAACAAGCCGCUUUCCUCUGCCUCCAGACUGAGCUGCGAGAGUACCAGUAGAACAAGCUCUUGCACAGAGGCUGGCGCUCCUGAUGGUGAAAAGAUCGAUGGUGCACAGCGCGAAUCAACAAUAUCCCGCUCGGGUGGAACAACUGCGAACGCAAUCGUGCUGGACCAAGGGCUGCAUCGUCCAGACGACGGCGAAAGUGGUGUUCUGGAGCGGAAAAAUUCGGGUCUCGACGCUUUGUCCGUCGGCGACAACGAUCCUGAUUUCGUCCCGUCAGACAAAGAGAUCACGGACGCUUCGAGCACGACCACCGCCAGCACACGACACCCCGCGGAAAAUACCGCUCCGGACGCCAGCUUGUCACAGAAACGGAAAAAUCUCGACAAGAAGCUCGCGAACCGCGAGCGCCACGACCUGAAGUCGAUCGGGUCCUUCGCCGCGGAACUGCAGAAAAAGUACGGGUUCCGAGUGCGCAAAUCGAAGAACAGCAAAAAUGACAGCUCGGAUGACGAGGGAACCGCAUCGGGCCGAAAAGGCGGCGCAGGAAAGAACGGGCAGAACGGCGGUGGAGGCAAGGGCGCGGACGGGAAUGGCAAGGGUGCAAACAAGAAAGGGAAGAAGCACGAGGAGCAAGCAAUUCUCUCCCGCGAUCGGCAUUUGCAGAUAUCCGUCUGUCUCGCGAGACUGCCGCCCAAGGACCGGAUUCUGGCGGAUUUACAGGCUUGCACGUACCUGCACCGGAUACGCGAGCAGCCUAUUGUGGAAGAGCUACGCGAGCGGUACUUCGCGACGGCCGCGGAGAAGUCGGUGCAGGAGAUGCUUGACGCCGGGAGUCCGGCAAACAAUUUUGGUGGAGGUGGUAUCGACGAGCAAAGGGAUCCCUUCCUGGCUUUGCCCUCAGAUGUAGUUGUGAAGGAGGGCGGUGAGGACGCACUGGAAAUGCUUGAAGAGAAGAGCUACAUUGAAGGAGCAAGAUCCAGCACGGUCGUGGCUGCAAGACCAGCUACGGCAGCGAAUGUAGGAGCCGCAGAUCUGGUUCAACUGCAAGAAGGGCCAGGAGCAGAUACAGAGCGAGCCGCUCUUGAACUCGAACUCCAAGACAACACGAGCAAAAAACUGCGCCCUCUCUCCUUUUUCGUCCGCUAUGACCAGGACGAGUUGGAGAAUUACAAGCGGCUUUUCCCCACGGACGAGGAGAUCAAGAAGAUCAACCUUGUCCAGAGCCCCGAGCAGCUGCACCCGAUCGAGCAGUUUGUGAUCCAGCUGAAAAAAACCGUUCCCCGGCCCAUCGAGCGCAUCCGCCUGAUGCAGUUUCAGCUCGAGACGAGUCUCUGUUGCAACACCGACUACGCGGGGCACGCGUUCCUCCUGCAACAACGCAGGAAGCUGUUUUUCUCCCCUGGAUCUUCGACUCUUCCGGGACCUCUGGAAGCGAUGUUGUUCUCCUCGGACCGGUUCAUGCCGCUGCAGUUGCAGGGGAAGCACGCGCCACUGGUUUUGGCGGUGUUGUACGGAGGCUCCUGCUCGGGGGCGGGCCGCGCGGAGCGGCAAACACCGACGGCACGACGGAGUGCCCCGGGCGCGAUGGUCGACGCGGCGGCCCUCGCGCGGAUGACGGUGGCGACCACGUUGCCCGAGCCGGUGCCGUCCAUCACGGCGAGCGCGGUGACAACGAUAUCGGAAUUCAUCCAGGCGAACUCGGACGAGUGGCACAGCGUGACGCACGCGAGCUCCCCGGGCGUGGAAGACGAAGCGGCAAACUUCUCCUGGUUUUUGCAGGCGGAGUUCGGAAAUCUCGGUCCCAAGGCCGCGGGAGUGACCGGGCACGCGCGCGCGGUUAUGCCGCUCGAAAAUUUGCCGCCGGAACUGUUUCUUGCGUCCUCGUCCACCUCGAGUGCUGGAGCAUCAUCCUCAAAUGCACAGCUUUACAGGGGAGGACUCGGCUCUAACCAGCAGAAGGAUCAGUAUCAAGAUACGGUGUUGAAAGAGCUCCUUGCGAUCGAAGCGGCUGUGUACGAGUGUUUGCACAGUAAGGCACUGCAGACCCUGCUGACGAUGGUUUUGCUGCUUGGAAACUACGUCAAUUACGGUGUCGACAUCGUGGCGCACUCGACGGGGGCAGCUGCAAGUGGGCCUAGCUCCUCGUCGUCCUCCUCGUCUUCAGCGACCGAGGAGAAGGACAAGCAAGCAAGUGCGGCCGCUGAAAAUAACCUGGACGGCAGUGGUGACUCGUGCCAAAAGCAACCGAGCGAAACGUCGGAGGGAGCGGAAACCGCAGCUAAUGCGGAAAACGACGGGAGCAAGACGCCGUCCUCCUCUGCGAAGGGCGAUUUAGACGAUCUCCUGCACACGAAGUCUUUUGCCAUCGGCAGUUUGAAGAAGCUUCGCGAAAUGAAGAUUCAGGGGCAGAAAGGAGAGGUAUGGAUAACUUUCAUGAUUUCUUUCUUCAAUUCACGAUGAAUUCGCACGGACUUCUGCGCCGGCUCCUGUCGCUUAUAUCUUUAUGUUGCAAGUCCAAGUUGCCAUUGCUUUGCAUGACCGGUCUGCAUACUGGUUUUCACUAUUUUUGUCAUUCAGGUCGACAUGCUAACGUUCCUGGUCCACCGCCUCCCGCCCGACUUGAAUGAGCAGCUGAAAUCCGAGCUGCACUACGUCCUGGCGGUUUCCAACAGCAUCGAUUUCGCUGACGUCCGGGAGAAAUUGAAACUCUUCAACGACAAUUUGAAUUUUGCGACCCGGGAAAUUGCCAAGGCACCAACAGCGGUCAUACCAGCGGGAGUUCCGGUAGCUGUACAAGUACAACAAUCGUCAGCCACUGGGGGAAAAAAGGACGAAGACAGUGUUCCUGCGACAAACACUAACGAGUCCGCCCCCCCACGGCCUCUGUACAGCGCAGCUUGCAUCGACGACAUCAAGGACAGCAUCCAGCGGGGUGAGCAGAGGAGAAUCCUGCUCCAGGCCCUGUUCGGCUACACGGACCUGCUGGGGCGCUACCUGGUGCGGUAUUUUGCGGAGGACAAAAAUAAGGAGACUUGUGAGACGUUUUUCAAAAACCUCGGGUCCUUCCUGCGCGACUUCGACGCCGCCGCGAAGAAAAGCCGGAAGGAACGGGAGAAACGGCCGAAGACUUCGUCGGCUGCGUUUUCGAGAAGGGAGGCCAGGAGGGGGACGAGGUGAAAGUUGGACAUCUUGUUGACUACCUGCCAGUGCCAGCAUUGAGUUUGUCGUUUCCUUCAAUUAGUGUUGGGGUUGGCCAUAAAUGUACUUAAUAUGCUGCCUACCGUGACCGUCGCUACCAUCUGGUGCCUGUGGGGUUACGUAUUUGAUUCGCGUGUUGACGCAUUCGCAGGCCCUGAAGAUGCUUAGCUUUCCUUCGCAGUUAUUUUGCCGGCUUUACCUACUUUUUAACUUUUUGAACCUUUCCUGUAGCUAUUCCAGACCGUGACAAUACAAGAACUACUACCCUUUUAUUAUAAAGAAAAAAGUUACUCACGCGAGCUUUACGUCAUUUUUGCACCUUAGUUUAUUUUGCGUCGAAUCGGAACAAACUUUGGAUACAUGGAGUGCUAGCUUGUAUUUUUGCGGUAGUGUGGUGCUUUUGUGUUGCCAUAGAAUGCCGAACCGUGGCGGAUUUUGCACGAGAAAAAACUCUACGUACUCUAUACGUAACAAGCAACCUUCAGACUCAACUUGUGAAGUGCUAAGCAGAAAGAAGAGAGACAACUACAAUUUUACCUAUCAACCUCAGAAUUUCUUGGGAAUGAUCCAAUACCAAUCUUAUUUUUUUCACUAAAACAUAACGCCCGGAAAGCAUGACGCGGGUGCUAUCUGACUCAGCAACGCUCUAUCUUGAAGAGCCGUACGAUGUCGAAAAAGGCUUUAUCAACCUCUAAGUAGUGAUAAUAAGCGCGACCUCAGUGCGGUUUCUGUUGAGAUGAUUUAUUGCGCCUCGUUUUCAUCCCGGUGGAUUUUAUGGGAUGGACAAAAGUAGGCAGCCGCGCAACAACCCGAUGCAGUGACAGCCUUCAAU
Molecule: messenger RNA, 13149 nt
Organism: Amoebophrya sp. A120
Lineage: Eukaryota; Dinophyceae; Syndiniales; Amoebophryaceae
Source: the annotation of a GenBank genome assembly